This is a messenger RNA of Lobosporangium transversale, 1188 nucleotides long. RefSeq lists its product as hypothetical. The record is from RefSeq and is a predicted model, not a curated record. NCBI's taxonomy places the organism in Eukaryota, Fungi, Mortierellomycota, Mortierellomycetes, Mortierellales, Mortierellaceae. The coding region runs from base 1 to 1188 and encodes 395 amino acids. The transcript has 2 exons.
AUGGAGGACCCGUCAUUAUUCAGCGGAGUGAAGGCCAAUAUCGUUGCAGGAAAUGUGCCUUUGUCUUCCAAAGUCUGGAGAUCAGUCAACGAGGCUCUUAUUGAAGCAUCACCUAUUUCAUCACCAUCAUGGCAAAAGGCGCUCUAUUUUGCAGACAAAGUUGGUGAAUAUCCCAUCGGAAUUGCUCUGGAAGGGAAAGAGUACAAUGUAAUGGUCAAGAAGGAGAUCUUCAACAAACUACCAAGCCAGCCAACUUUCAUUCCCAUCAUUCGACCAAUUCAAGGUUCUGAAAGUCCAGCAGCAUGGGACAUCCAACAAUGCGUGAAGUGUUCUUCCCCAUUGCAACCACCAAUAAAAAACAUCCUUGAAAAGUCACCUUUCAUUGGCUCUUUAUCAACACGCCAUUACAUCGAGCUGUUAAAGAUGACAGCCAAAUUGCUGAACCUGAAUUGGACAACCUAUCCGCAGGCACGGCAGAUCUCGAGCCACAUCCUCUCUGGCGUGAUCAUGUUUUACACUGAACAAAGUGACCAAAGCUGCAUCUUAAUCAACGAAGUUGAAUCCUAUGGCCGGACUAGAAUGAUUGAUUGCCAUUCCGAACAAAGAACAGCAGUGAAGGGUGUGCCAAAGGACACAUCGCUUCCAGAAACAGUCCGGAAAGACAGGUACAAAGGCGUCCAUCCAGUCACCCUGCAUAAGAAAGAUGGCAAGCGGCUCGUCAUCGGCACUUUCACAUGCAACAUCCUGGUCACAAGUUGUGUUCGCCUUGAUCCUGAGGGCAAAUCAGCUGUUUCGGUGGGAGGUGAUACCCAAAUCUUCGUCAUCUCUGAAAGAGAUACUUCAAAGAUCCGUAUUUUCCUUAACUCUGAGCGAAUCAAGCUCUGCAAGGAAAUGAAGAAGAAAUCACUUUCCAGGGUGACAAGAAAUAUGGGGAUGGAGUGUCUACGGCAGAUUAGAACAAAGUUCGAUCAGUUUGGCGCAUACGACCUCUCUCGGUGCUCGGGACCGAUGACAAACUCAAUUCCUUUUCAGCCAUACACGAUCUUCACCAUUGCCAAUUCCGGAGGUGGCCGAGGGAGGGCAUUUGGUGCUGGAUUUCUUUUCAAUAAACUUGGACAAGCAGUGAUUAUUGAUGAGGAAAGAGCAAAGCUCGCAAGAAGUGUCAUUAAGGUCAGUCUCGAUCACUGA